Messenger RNA from Trichomonas vaginalis G3, 2358 nucleotides. Its product is annotated as ATP-dependent RNA helicase family. The transcript has a single exon. The coding region runs from base 1 to 2358 and encodes 785 amino acids. Gene Ontology annotation, molecular function: ATP binding; RNA binding. Lineage: Eukaryota; Parabasalia; Trichomonadida; Trichomonadidae. The record is from RefSeq and is a predicted model, not a curated record. Gene Ontology annotation, cellular component: intracellular anatomical structure; catalytic step 2 spliceosome. Gene Ontology annotation, biological process: spliceosomal complex disassembly.
AUGGAGGAAGCAAGACAGAGGUCAAGAGAAAAUUAUUUGAAACAAAGAGUAGCGAAACAGAUCGAACAACUCAAAGGAAAAAUCACUGAUAAAAAAUUACUUGAAGAAAGAGGUCUUGCAACUGAAUUAGAAAAAAUUGAGUUAGAUAACUUGCAAAAAACAGCAGAUUAUGUUCAAAAAUACAAUGCAACCGACGAAUCAUUAUCAGUUAACUUACGUGAUAGUACAGAAACAGGACGAACUUUAAAUGAAAGAUUGAAAUCUGCAGGAAGGCUUUCAGUUUUACAAGAUGCAUAUGCAACGAACAUUAAAAAGGAAACUACAUGGGAAAACGAGAAAAUUGAGUCUGCAUACAUGGAUAAAACUCAAAAACCAACAAUUUUUACUUUACCUCCACGAGAAGACUUAAUUGUAAAAGAGAUUGAUUAUACAGAAGUACAACAAUCACUUCCUGUUUUUAAGUAUAAGAAGACAUUACUCGAUGCAUUAGUCUCAAACCAUGUCUUAGUUGUUGUUGGUGACACAGGAAGUGGUAAAUCAACACAGAUUCCACAAUAUCUAUUAGAAAGAAGCCCGAAUGAAAGCGUUGUUUGUACACAACCACGUCGUGUCGCUGCAAUGAGUGUUGCAGCAAGAGUAGCUGAAGAAAGACAUGUUGAACUUGGUUUCGAAGUUGGAUAUGCAGUUAGAUUUGAUGAUAAAACAAGUGAAUUUACAAAAAUAAGAUAUAUGACUGAUGGAACAUUACUUAGAGAAUUUUUAGUUGAUCCUUUAUUAUCAAAAUACACAACAGUGAUGAUUGAUGAAGCGCAUGAACGCUCUAUUUCUACAGAUAUCUUGUUAUCUUUAUUAAAAGACUUGAUGCAAGUCAGACCAGAGUUUAGAUUAGUUGUUGCUUCUGCAACUUUAGAUGCUGCUUCAAUGUCUGAUUUUUAUGAUAAAUGUCCAAUUUUAACUGUUCCUGGAAGGAGAUUUACUGUUGAUAUAAAUUAUACUAAUACUCCUGUUGUUGACUAUGAAAUCGCUGCUAUUGAUACUGUUGUUAAAAUCCAUACAUCAACAGAAAUUGAACAACCAUGUGAUAUUUUAGUAUUUUUAACCGGACAAGAUGAAAUUGACAGAUCUGUUGCAAAGAUAAACGAAUUGAUCAGUUCUAAAGUGAUUAAUAAUAUAGAAGCUCUUCCUUUGUAUUCAGCUUUGCCUUCAGAAAGACAAUCAUUGAUCUUUAAACCUGCACCUAGAGGAACAAGAAAAGUAAUUUUUUCAACAAAUAUCGCUGAAACCUCUUUGACAAUUGAUACUGUUAAAUAUGUGAUUGAUUGCGGUCUUGUUAAAGAAAUGAGCUACGAUUCGAAGAACGGAUGCAGUAGUUUAGAUAGAGUUCCUAUUUCUAAAUCAUCCGCAGAUCAAAGAGCUGGAAGAGCUGGAAGAACAAGUCAUGGAAUUUGUUAUAGAUUAUAUACAGAAAGUUCAUUCGAAUUUGAACAUGAACAAAUGACAAAACCUGAGAUAAAGAGAUGUGAUUUUGCACCUACAUUAUUGCUGUUGAUAUCGAUGGGAAUUACUGAUAUUGUUAACUUCAAUUUUGUUGAUUCACCAGCAACAAAUAACAUCAUUUCUGCUUAUGAACAACUUGGCGCUUUGCAAGCAUUAGAUAAUGAUGGAAAUUUGACUGAAUUAGGUGAACAAAUGUCGCAAUUACCGGUUAGUCCAAUGUGUGCAAGAGCUAUAUUAAAGAGCUUCGAGUUGGGAUGCAGUGAAAGCGUUAUAACAAUUUGUUCUGUUUUGGAAAGUGGUUCUCCUUUGUUUUAUUUCAGUCAAAAUGAGUCAAAAGAUGCAAUUGCACACAUUAAACAGUUUUACGAUGAAGAAGGUGAUCACAUAAUGUGUCUGAAUGUAUAUAACCAAUGGGUUGAUGCAGAAUAUUCUCAGCAAUGGUGUAUAGGCAAUAAAGUACAACACAGAACACUUUUGAAUGCGAAAAAUAUUAAAAAUCAAUUAUCUGAUAUUUGUCAGAUUUUGAAUUUCGUUGAAGAUGAAAGUAAGAAGAAUGAGACAUCAGAGAAUAUAUCUCAUGCAUUCUGUAUGGGUUUCUUCCUUAAUUGCGCUCAAUUGAUGUCAAAUGGUUAUUACCAAACAUUAAGAGGUCAAGGCGAAGUAAAAAUUCAUCCAUCAAGUUGCUUGCUUCAGUACACUGCACAGCAAUAUCUGAUAUUCUAUGAAUUAUCCAAGACAACAGACAUAUUCAUGAGGACUUUGAUGAGAACAAAGCCGGAAUGGCUCAGAGAAAUUGCUCCAAGAUAUUUCGAAAAGAAUGGUAAUGGAGUGACGUUCAAAGGAAUCAAGAAUAUGAAGUAA